Cylicocyclus nassatus is the source of this 465-nucleotide messenger RNA. The record is from the annotation of a GenBank genome assembly. NCBI's taxonomy places the organism in Eukaryota, Metazoa, Nematoda, Chromadorea, Rhabditida, Strongylidae.
AUGCCUUUGUGCUAUGCUGUUACUGAUCUAUAUGAGCUGGGGAAAGAAGACUGCGUCCCAUUUGGUUGGAUUGCCGAGUUUGGCAACACGCUAAUUAGACUAUUGAAGCAAAGACAGAAGGAGGAUGUAACAUACGAUUGCAAAGGUGCAGAUGUAGCUGCAGAUCUUUUGAAGAGUGGUGCUCCUAUGCCAUUUUUUACCAGGCAUUCCGCAGGUGCAUUUUACUACAAUGAAAGCUGUGGUUCUCCAUGUGAAUUACCUGAGCCAAUCGAUCUUGCACGUAACUGGACCAAAAAUAAUGAGGCUACUGUGUACACGGUCGGAUGUGCCUACAAGAGGAAGAGGUAUCAUCAUGGUGGAGAGUAUAGGGUCCUCAUUUACUGUUUCUUAGACUUCAACAAAUCUUUAGAAACCUACACAGAGUUUAAAGAGGAGUUCGAAAAAAUGAGUGCUUCAAUGCAAUAA